UCCUCCACUCCUUGCAAGCAAAAUUACGUACUCUUCUCUUCUCACCCACAUCCACAAACCUCCUCUCCCUUCGCACCCACCUCCUUUUUUUUUCCUUCCGAUGGGUAACGCCGACUAUGUAUACCCAUCUUCGGCGGCGGGCGGCGGCGAGUGCUCCCACCGGGUGGCGAUUCCGGCGCCGCAGCCGUUUGUGAAGUCGCUGAAGAACUCCCUGAAGGAGACGUUCUUCCCGGACGACCCACUGCGGCAGUUCAAGAACCAGCCGCCGGCGAGAAAGAUCCUCCUCGGUUUUCAGUACUUCUUCCCGGUGCUGGAGUGGGCCCCGCGCUACACGUUGGGGCUCCUGAAAUCCGACGUCGUUUCAGGCAUCACCAUUGCCAGCCUCGCCAUUCCUCAGGGCAUCAGCUACGCCAAGCUCGCUAACUUGCCCCCCAUUCUCGGCCUCUAUUCAAGCUUCAUUCCGCCGUUGAUCUACGCGAUGAUGGGAAGCUCGAAGGAUCUAGCGGUGGGGACGGUGGCGGUGGCGUCGCUUCUGAUAAGCUCAAUGUUGGGAGCGGAGGUUAACGCCGCACAGAAUCCCACCCUCUAUCUUCACCUUGCCUUCACCGCCACUUUCUUCGCCGGCGUCUUCCAAGCUUCCUUAGGCCUCUUAAGGUUAGGGUUCAUCGUGGAUUUUUUGUCACAUGCAACCAUAGUCGGGUUCAUGGCAGGCGCUGCGACGGUGGUGUGCCUUCAGCAACUUAAAGGCAUCCUCGGCCUAACUCAUUUCACCCACGCAACUGACCUUGUCUCCGUCCUCCGCUCCGUCUUCACUCAAGUUCACGAGUGGAGAUGGGAAAGCGGAGUUUUGGGAUGCGGUUUUCUUUUCUUCCUCCUCGUCACUAGAUAUUUUAGCAAGAAAAAGCCAAGGUUCUUCUGGAUAUCUGCAAUGGCACCUUUGACCUCAGUGAUUCUGGGCAGCCUUCUGGUGUUUCUCACUCAUGCAGAGAAACAUGGCGUCGAAGUGAUUGGAGAAUUGAAGAAAGGGCUAAAUCCAGUGUCGAUCACAGAUUUAGUGUUCGUGUCGCCUUAUCUUUCCGUUGCAAUUAAAACCGGCAUCAUCACUGGCAUCAUUGCUCUUGCGGAAGGAAUAGCAGUUGGGAGGAGCUUCGCGAUGUUCAAGCAUUACAACAUUGAUGGCAACAAAGAAAUGGUAGCCAUUGGCACCAUGAACAUGGUCGGCUCUUGCUUCUCUUGCUAUCUCACCACAGGCCCAUUUUCGCGAUCGGCGGUGAACUACAACGCCGGGUGCAAGACGGCGGUAUCGAACGUGGUCAUGGCGAUCGCGGUCAUGUUGACGCUCUUGUUCUUGACUCCCCUGUUCCACUACACUCCUCUCGUGGUGCUUUCUUCCAUCAUCAUUUCGGCCAUGCUUGGCCUCAUCGACUACGAGGCCGCCAUUCACCUCUGGAAGGUCGAUAAGUUCGAUUUCGUUGUCUGCAUCGGCGCUUAUGCCGGCGUCGUCUUCGCCAGUGUUGAAAUUGGCCUGGUCAUCGCGGUAGCAAUAUCUGUGCUUAGACUACUUUUGUUCGUCGCAAGGCCGAGGACGCUUGUGCUCGGAAACCUUCCCAAUUCCACUGUUUACAGGAACGUCGAGCAAUACCCGAAUGCUGAUAAUGUUCCUGGCAUUCUCAUACUUGAGAUUGACGCACCCAUUUACUUUGCAAAUUCCAGCUACUUGAGAGAAAGGAUUAUAAGGUGGGUUGAUGAAGAGGAAGACAGGAUAAAAGCUUCAGGAGAAAGCACAUUACAAUAUGUACUAUUGGACAUGAGUGCUGUUGGAAACAUUGACACGAGCGGAAUAAGCAUGUUUGAAGAAAUCAAGAAGAUUUUAGACAGAAGGGGGUUGCAGAUAGUCUUGGCCAACCCCGGUGCAGAGGUGAUGAAGAAACUUGACAAGGGCAGGUUCAUCGACAACCUCGGACACGAAUGGAUCUAUCUUACAGUUGCCGAAGCUGUAGCAGCCUGCAACUAUAUGCUUCACUCCUGCAAACCAAACCCUGAAACGGAUGAGAAAGCAGAGCGAUGGAACAAUGUCUAAGACAUUGAACGAUCAAUGAUCUUAUUGUUUACGAGGAACGCAAGCAGAGGCAUUGAAGGAGCAAUGUCACUGUGAAGUCUAAAGCUGUGAAUUCAACUUGUGGGGUAAAUUUUUCCCCCCCUCUGAAUAGUGUCAGCUGUAGGUUAAAAUAACAGAUAUAUAUGGAAUUUAUGAUGAAAAAAGAGAGAGAUGAUGAUAUGAAAGUGAGGGAAAUGCUUGUAUUGUAUUGUGUUGUAAUGUAUCUCUUCUGUUUUCUCAAUGGAGAAUUACUAAUUGUAAAGUUGUGCUCUGAAAGUAAUGCUAGGCCUUUCUGAUGUGAUAUUUCAAGUCCA
Molecule: messenger RNA, 2412 nt
Organism: Momordica charantia (bitter melon)
Lineage: Eukaryota; Viridiplantae; Streptophyta; Magnoliopsida; Cucurbitales; Cucurbitaceae
Gene: SULTR3;1
Product: sulfate transporter 3;1
Biological process (GO): sulfate transmembrane transport
Cellular component (GO): membrane
Molecular function (GO): secondary active sulfate transmembrane transporter activity
Source: RefSeq, a predicted model, not a curated record